CCGGGGUAACUGGACCCGCGUCAGCGUGCCGUUAGCCUUCCUGGGCUGCGCGAACUCCGCCUGAGUGGCUGCGAAGUGAUUUUCCGAGAGACGGCGGCCGGGAGAGACAGGUCCCCCCCGAAACCAGCCCCUCGACUGACGGGCAGGGCGGAAAUACAGCCCGAGGCGUCUGCGGAGCGGGAAGGACCGACAGCGGAGAGCUGUGGACGCGGAGCUCAAGUUCGGCUUCACAAACUUUUGUCCCGUCGGCAGAGCUGACCUCCGCCAGGAAGCGCAGAGCGAACCGACAGACUCGUUUAUUUAUUUUUGUUUUAAAAAGUCCCGUAUCGAGAGUUUGGUUUCAGGUUUAUUUAUUUCUUUUUUUUUAAAUAGCUUUUAUUUUUUAAGAGACGAUGGCGGAGGGGGCGGCUCGGGGCGGCGGCCUGGGCUCCCGGGUGAGGAAGCUGCUGGGAUCCCCGCCGGCGCUCAGCCUGCGCCGCAGGAGCCGCCAGCCGCCGGCCCGGCGCAGCGUGCUCGGCCGGGUGACCCUUGAGAAGGUGCUGGGUAUCACCACCUCGGGCGCCAGCGGCUUGGCCUGCGACCCCUCGAGCGGGCUGGUGGCCUAUCCUGCCGGCUGCGUUGUGGUGCUCUUACACCCCAAGAGGAACAAGCAGAGCCACAUCCUGAACACAUCCAGAAAAACCUUCACAGCCCUGGCCUUCUCGCGGGACGGGAAGUACUUGGUCACCGGUGAGUGUGGGCACGUGCCCUGCGUGCGAGUCUGGGACGUGGCGGAGAGGACUCAGGUGGCGGAGGUGCAGCACCACAAGUAUGGUGUGGCCUGCGUGGCCUUCUCCACCAACGGCAGCUACAUUGUGUCCGUGGGCUACGAGCACGACAUGACCGUCAACGUGUGGGAGUGGAGGAAAGGCAGCGUCAUCGCCUCCAACAAGGUGUCCAGUCGGGUGACCUCGGUGUCCUUCUCGGAGGACAGCAGCUACUUCGUGACGGCAGGGAACCGACACGUCAAGUUCUGGUACCUGGACGCCUCCAAGGAGCGGCGGGUGAACGGCACCGUGCCGCUGAUCGGGCGCUCGGGGCUGCUGGGGGAGCAGCGCAACCGGCUGUUCUGCGACGUGGCGUGCGGCCGGGGCCAGAUGGCGGCCAGCACCUUCUGCCUGACCAGCUCCGGCCUGCUCUGCCAGUUCAACGAGAAGAGGCUGCUGGACUCCUGGAUCGACCUGAAGACCUCCGCGGGCAGCUGCCUGGCGGUCAGCGAGCAGCUCGUGUUCUGCGGCUGCACGGACGGCACGGUACGCGUGUUCAACCCGUGCACGCUGGACUACAUCACCACCCUGCCCCGGCCACACUGCCUGGGCGUGGACGUCGCCAAGGGCAUCGCGCCAGGACACCUGUUUUCCUGGCACCCCGAGGCUGUGUACCCGGACACCGUGGCUCUGACCUAUGACCCCGUGACCUGCUGGCUGACCUGUGUGUACAGCGACCACAGCGUGUACGUCUGGGACGUGCGGGAUGUGAGGAAGGUCGGCAAGGUCAGCUCCGCCCUCUACCACAGCGCCUGCGUCUGGAGCGUGGAGACCUAUCCCGAGCUGGAGGAUUCCUCGUCGGGCUGCCUGCCGCCCGGCUCCUUCCUGACCUGCUCCUCGGACAACACCAUCCGGCUGUGGCACUGCGACACCGGGCCGCCCCGGCCCCAUCUCACCGGCUACCGCCGGAACCUGUACAGCCACGACCUGCUGAAGAUCGUGUACGCGGGGAACAGCGUCCAGCACUUGAAGGACGGGCCGGAGCGGGGGGAGGUCAACGGGGCCGACAGCAAGGCUGGCAUUCGGGUUCUGGGCAUCAGUCCUGACGGGCAGCACCUGGCGUCCGGGGACCGUGGCGGCAACCUGAGCAUCUACAGCCUGCAGUUCCUGGACGAGGUGGUGAAGGUGGAGGCCCACGACUCGGAGGUGCUGUGUCUGGAGUACUACAGCCCGGAGCCAGGAACGACCCUGCUGGCGUCCGCGAGCCGGGACCGCCUCAUUCACGUCCUGAGCGCGGAGAGCGACUACAGCCUGGAGCAAACCCUGGACGACCACUCCGCCUCCAUCACCGCCGUCAAGUUCACAGGAGCCCUUCCGGAGCUGCGCGUGGUGAGCUGUGGUGCCGACAAGAGCAUCUACUUCCGGACUGCGGAGAAGACGUCCGAAGGCCUCAGUUUCUCGCGCUCCCACCACGUGGUGGAGAAGGCCACGCUGUACGACAUGGCCCUGGACGCCACGCGCACCCACGCCGCCAUCGGCUGCCAGGACCGGAACGUCCGGGUGUACGACGUGAGAAGUGGAAAGCUGAGCAGGUGCUUCAAGGGCUCCCUGAGCGACGAGGGGACAGUGCUCAAGGUGCAGAUGGACCCCUCAGGAAUGUUCCUGGCCACCAGCUGCUCCGACAAGAACAUCUGCAUCUUUGACUUUUACUCCGGAGAGUGCGUGGCGACGGUGUUUGGACACUCAGAGAUUGUGACAGGAAUGAGGUUCAGCCAGGACUGCAGGCACCUGAUCACUGUGGCGGGGGACAGCUGUGUGUUUGUGUGGAGGCUGGACUCCCAGAUGACCAACUCCAUGAGGAAGAGGCUGGCCGAGGUCAGGCGGGCCGGCCGCCGUGAGGGGGCGCCCAAGACUUCUGCCGAGGCCAACUUUAUCAGGCGACAGACCUACAUCACCGUGCCCAGCAGCCAGCCCGCCCAGACAGGCGAGGAGGGGGAGAUGGAGGAGGACGAGCAGGAGGAGGAGUGCCUCCAGACCCCGGCCCGGGACACCUCCGACCCUGGCUUUGUGGACCCUGCGUUCCUGCAGACGAAUGGGAGGUUGCCGCUGUGGGCCAAGCGACUGGGCGCCGCGGAGAGCUGUGCGGAGGAGCCCCCGGAGCGCCUCCCCGGAAGCCCCUACCAGCCGCGGGGCCGCUGGGCGGAGCAGUCGGACCCCCAGGCUCUCCGCAGUGUCCUGGCCACGCGGCUGCAGCUGCCCCUGUCGCCCAGCCCCCCGCGAGAGCAGGGCCCGGCCAGCGGCGGGCCCGACCCGGAGGACACCGACUUCCAGCCCCAGAGCUUGGACAGCCUGAUCGGCGAGGAGGAGGAGGAGGAGGUGUCGGAGGGCCAGUUUGUGGCCGGUUUCCGGCGCCCGGGAUUCCCGCAGCUGUCGGAGAGCGAGGAGACGUUCCCCGCGGACCCCGACCUGCCGGAGACCAGCGACGACAUCCUGUACCCGGCCAACAGCACGGCGCUCUCGACCGUCGCCGACGGCGACUUCGACGUGAAGGAGCUGUGCAGGGGCGGAGGCGUGCGGCGCCGGCCCGUGGAGCACAGCCCGGACAGCGCCUGCUGCGUGGGCUCCGCCGAGAGCCAGGCCUCCAGCCAGGACCGACCCGGGGACGACGCCGACUCCCUCAGCCAGGCCAGCUCGACGGGCAGCUCCGGCGUGGACGAGGAAGAGGAGGAGGAGGAGACCAGCCCCUCUCUGGCCAUGACCCCGGAACAGGAGACACUUCUGCACCGCCACUUCGGCACCCUGGCUGACGACCUGGCCAACGAGAAGUUUGACACGGACCUGCGGGACCUGAGGCCGUCGGCAGAAAGCAUCUUCCUGAACCCUCGGCUCAGCAUCUCGGCCCGGUUCCUGUCGCGCUGCCAGGCCCGCUCCAGGCUGGGAGCUGCUCUCCCCCCUCGGCCCUUCGCACCCCACGCCGGGAUCUCUGAGGAGGAGCCGAGCGACGGCACCCUCAGCCAGGAGAGGAUCGCUCCGGAGGUCAGUUGUGAGUGCCAUCCGGACCAGUCCGAGGCCUCAUCUCGGGGGGGAAAUUCUAGUCGCGCAGUCCAAAGGAAAAGCUCCGACCGGAGACGACAGCGCCCCCCCCAGUGCCGACGGACGAUCUCGGGGCCCCUGCUCGGAGUCGGGCCGGGAGAUGACGGGCCGGCCCGCGGCCCCCAGGCCGGGGCACAGCCGUGCUCCCGCGAGGACGCCGAGCCUGGCGGGGCUACGGCGGCUCCCCGCCGACAGUCCCUGCCUGGGCCCUGCAAGGAGGCCGCGCCUGCCGCCGCCGCCAGGGCGCCCUGGCAGAGCUACAUGGGCGCCACCGCCAGUUCUCGCGCCAAGAUGUCGCGCUGCAGCUCCUUGGGAGAGAACCUCAACUUCAAAGCUGCGGAGGACCAGGGCGUCCCGUGCAAGGGCGCUGGCACGCGGGCCUCCUCUGCUCUGGACCUGGCCAAGGAGAACCUCCCGCUGGGCAAGGAAGGGAAGAGCUACCUGGACAGCGUGGAGGAGAGCCUGCAGUCGCAGGCCUGCAGCCCGGCCCGCUCCUGGGCGAGUCUCGGGCCCGUCGCCAGGCUCCAGAGCCACGCUGACCCGCACGCUGGCGGGUCGAGGGCUCCCACGCCGGUACCUGAGCCGCUGCGGACCGAGCCCGAGACGGAGACGCCCACCGAGGGCAGCCGGGCCCCCGACACCGACACCGGUGCGUGCCAGGAGCCCGUCAGCCUGCAGGCCUGCCAGCGCGUGGUGAAGGAGCUGCAGCAGGCGCUGAAGAAAGCCGUGUCUCUGUACUGCCAGCCCUCCCUCUCCCCUCCCCAGCUGGCGGCGGGCGGCGCGGAGCAGCAGAUGAAGUCCGUCCUGGCCGACGCCUUCUCGGCGGUGCAGACGGAGCUGGAGGCCGUGCGCGGCCCCGCCCAGGCCACGCCCUCGCCCUCCCGUCAGCUGCAGGACGCGCGCACGCAGGCCCUGCUGGAGCGCUACUCCGAGCAGCUGCUGAGGAUGACCGCCAGGAAGCUGGACUGCAGCUGAGGGCCGUCCGCGGCUCUAAACCAGUCAUCCGCCCCAGGGCGGCCUUCUCGUACCCCUGUCCUCCAGCAGUGUCCCUGGGCUUUUGCCUGCAGAGCCUGCUUGUCAAUGAGUUAUUUUUGUCGGCGCUUUGCGUUUUAGAUAUUGCGGUAACUUUUUAAAAAUCCCGCGGCGUGUGGCCAGAGCACGUUCCGUCCUGAUGAGACCGCCGCGGGUGCCGUCUCUCGCUCGUGAUGGCGGCUGCCCUGGGAGUGGACUUCGAGUUCCACGCUGGCUGUCUGCGCCAGCACCUUCACCUGCAGCGCCUUUCUUUUGUUUCUUCGGUACCUGCUGCUUCUAAGGAACGACGAUACAUCAUUUUUAUUCAUUAUACAGUCUUAUAUCUAUAUAUGCGGUUAGCGUUGACACCGGACAGUUUUCAUGUGAAUUGCGCCGUGCACUUUCCUCCCGGGUUCUUAAGGUCACAAGCGUGUGUGAUAUUGAUAUGUACAGCAUUGUUAUUUUAUUGUUUUGCGUUUGAAUGUGGGGUGGGGAGCAGUAUUUAUUACGAAACCAAAGAAAGGGAGCGAAGCAGAUAGACUGCGGUGGUUAUGGGAGAUUGUGAAGCUGUGAUGUAAAUAUUUUGCUGUUUUUAUAUUCAUACCAGUCUGUGCCUUGAGGAACGCUGGUAAAGAGUGAAAAUCUGUCUUUUUGUGUCCUUGUCCUUGUUUUAUAUUGCACCUUUUAAUCGGUCUUUAAAGAAAAUAAAAGUUUGUUUUAUGCUUUC
This is a messenger RNA of Lepisosteus oculatus (spotted gar), 5577 nucleotides long. Lineage: Eukaryota; Metazoa; Chordata; Actinopteri; Semionotiformes; Lepisosteidae. The record is from RefSeq and is a predicted model, not a curated record.